This is a messenger RNA of Exophiala dermatitidis NIH/UT8656, 1672 nucleotides long. RefSeq lists its product as uncharacterized. Bases 769 to 1413 code for a protein of 214 amino acids. The record is from RefSeq and is a predicted model, not a curated record. NCBI's taxonomy places the organism in Eukaryota, Fungi, Ascomycota, Eurotiomycetes, Chaetothyriales, Herpotrichiellaceae. The transcript is spliced from 2 exons.
CUUUGCUGAAUUUCUCUCCAGUCGGAGGUAAGAAGGACGCCUUCGACUGGGGCAAAAACAUCGACACCACCAACCAUGGGCAGUAUUCAACGACAUAUUGUGGUCCGUCAGACUGGCCGGACUGGCCUGGCAUGUUAACUCUGGAGCUGAAAGCACCCACGAUACAAUAGUGAGCGGGUACGACAAAGCCGAAGCGAAUGGUUGUACGAUUUCCGCGAGGCCGAACUUGCGUCGUUCAGGCUGACUAAGAUCCUCCACUCACAAACCGUUGCGACAGUCUGGCGAACUCGGAGCGGAAUAACAUUGUUCCUUGGACGUGAUAUCUCUUGGCAUCAGGGUCUGCAGUGGCAGCCACUGGAAGCAACUAGCACCAGGCAAGGCUGAGAGUGGAGCAGGUCAGUUCCAAGGGUCUGACCCAACGUAAUCGAUCGUUUUUUCUGUGAGACCACCAUUACCAUGAUAGUUUUUUGUUAUGUUGAAGAAUUCAUCCUCUCACCACAUGGGGUCAUACAUAGACACAGCUGCAAUUUCCGUCAGCAAACAUACGCGAGAAAGGUGCGACAAGACAUUAAGAGCCGCUGAUCAGCUGCCGCGGUAGCUUACACUACCUCGAGACGAACCGUCCAAAAUCGUUUAAGCAAGUUUAUCUUGAUCCCUGCUCUGAAUCUCAGCCUUGAGCUGCUCAACUUGACCUCAUGUCUGGAAUACGUUUGGGAAGGUUGAACGGCCCAACACGAACUGAAGGGCACCGGCACCGCCUAUCCAUCCAUGGAAAAGGGUAGUGGUGUCUUCGCCCGGUCUACCAUGAUGGCCAGCCACACAACGUCAACGUCCAAAAGGCCGAAACGGCCGCGACGGGAAUCUAGUGAUGGAUUCUCAAUCGAGGAAUUAUCCACAGAUGACAUGGGUUACGACGGCGAUGUGGAAGUUCUUCACCCCGAUGAGUACGAAGAGCCCGAGUCGGAUUCUGGAGACAACAGGUCCCUAUGGAGAGUCUGGCCCGACACAGACGAUGAGUUGGCCGGCCGACUGCGAAGGCUAUCAUGGGAGCCUCAUGGCUCUACAACUACUGCUCCUUGUCGAACCAGGCACAAACGCACAUCACAGGAAAUGGAGGACGUUGACCAUGGAAGCCCGAGCCCGCUCGGCAAGCGUACGGUGAUCGAAGUCUCCGAAGUGGUGGACGCCAAAUCCGGACAGCCGCCUCUCAAGCGAAGGAAGAAAAGAAUCCCUAGCAAGCAGAGCAUUGCACACAGGCUCAUGAAGAAACAGGCAAUGGCCGCAUGGUCGGACAGCUCGGAUAAGACUGAUGACCAUGAAGCUGUGCUAUUGUCUUCUGAUCCAUGUACUCCGGAACCAGCGCCUACUCCAGCACAUGAUGAAGACGGUGUUGAUGCGAUGGACAUGGGUUAGCCACGCUUCAUGUUACGUCUUCUUUUGUGAGAUGCCAGGGCUGUUCAAGGCGGAAAUACCUACAUUUAGGUACUUUUGUACGGGUUGUGGAAUAAUAGAGGUAUUUUGACUGGAAAUCAAAUAGGAUGCUUUGGGAUGCAUCAACAAGCAUUACUCGAUGUAGAGUCUUGUCGUUACUAUAAUUAUGCACUAGACCUGAAUGGUUCCUGGCUAGCAUCGAGGCUUCUUCACAAGCAUCCACUAGUAGAACGAAAUUGGC